Gilbertella persicaria is the source of this 843-nucleotide messenger RNA. RefSeq lists its product as uncharacterized. Gene Ontology annotation, molecular function: DNA-binding transcription factor activity; sequence-specific DNA binding. Gene Ontology annotation, biological process: regulation of DNA-templated transcription. NCBI's taxonomy places the organism in Eukaryota, Fungi, Mucoromycota, Mucoromycetes, Mucorales, Choanephoraceae. The coding region runs from base 1 to 843 and encodes 280 amino acids. The record is from RefSeq and is a predicted model, not a curated record. The transcript is spliced from 3 exons.
AUGAUUUCCAAGUCUAGCACAACAUUACUGUCUAACCCAUGGUGCCCUCAACAACAACAGCAAUCACCACCAUUAACCACCAUGGACAGCCAUGCUUUUCUUAAUCUUGAAAAAGUGGUUCAGACCUACGGCGAUCAACCUGAAUUGCUCGAGUUAAUCCUCUCUAGUAAAGUAGAAGAGGACCGCAGACGUGCUGAAGAAGCUAAAUUACGCAGAAAAGAAAUUGAUUAUGUCUUGCACAAGCAACAAUCAAAAAAAGAAACCUCACUGGCACCCAUUCAAAAGCCAUCACCACCCACUAAGCCCACUGCUUUACCCAGAUUGGAACAUUAUCAGCCCCCAACCACAUUGCAUACCAAAAGAAAAAACAGCAGUAGCAUUGAAAUGCUUCUCAGCCCAUCACCUCGCUCAGACCUCAAGUUGCCUGAGAUUCAAACUUCCUUGAAGCCUAUCCAUCAUCAGUUACAUUGUUCUGAUCAUCCUGCCCCUAAAAGACCUUUUUCUCUACAUCGAGACACAUUGGCUGCUGGCUCAGCUCCUGUUGAAAAUGAAGACUCAAAUUCAAGUACUCAAAAGCGUCGCCGAAGGGAAAUGCAGGCUAUUACUACUAUUAUCGAAACCAGAGAAUUCCCUUAUAACGAUGACUAUUUAUGGAAGAACAACGGCAAUACGGUCCAUAAAAAGACAGGCUUCAAAAGCAUUUAUUAUAAAUGCUCCAAUAGUGCAAAGGGAUGUCCUGUAAACAAGACUGUCACAUUUAAAGACAAUGGUGAACAUCUCAUUAAAUAUAGAGGACAACAUUUGUCUGAAUGCAAUCGUAUCAAACGCAUUACAGACCUUUAA